Papilio xuthus (Asian swallowtail) is the source of this 4083-nucleotide messenger RNA. RefSeq names its product mediator complex subunit 15 (gene MED15). Gene Ontology annotation, molecular function: transcription coregulator activity. Gene Ontology annotation, biological process: regulation of DNA-templated transcription. The coding region runs from base 215 to 2380 and encodes 721 amino acids. The transcript is spliced from 11 exons. NCBI's taxonomy places the organism in Eukaryota, Metazoa, Arthropoda, Insecta, Lepidoptera, Papilionidae. The record is from RefSeq and is a predicted model, not a curated record.
CUUUGUUCGGAUUGGAUUGGACACCAUUCCAUUUCAUUCGUCUUCGUUCGUGUUCGUAACUUGGCUUGUUCGGGAAUAAAAAUGCGUCCUUGACUUUAUAGUAGAUAAAUAGAUAUCAAAAUAAAGAUUACGGUUAGAUAUAUUAUUGUGAUAGAAUUUAUUUGAUUAUUUGUGAAGCAGUGCUCAAUCCCUGCUUAUUAAUCAAAAACACAAAAUGGAUAAUCUAAAGCAGUUCAACACAAUGGGCUCCGAGGAUAACUGGAGAACUUCUAACUUUCGGCAAAACGUCGUAUCUAAAAUAGAGGAUGUGAUCCAGCGUUCAGGGAUGCAGGUGGCCCGCAACAGUAGCGAGAUGGAGAACCAUGUGUAUAUGAAGGCAAAGACCCGUGAGGAAUACAUGAAUAUGGUCGCCAAGCUCAUCCUGCAUGUCAGGGAAAUGUCACAACCAAAACAAAACCAAGCUGGAGGAGCUAUGCAAGGCUCCAACCAGAAUCAACCAGGUCCCAACCCACAGGUCCAGAGUCAACAGGGCCAAGCACCACAGGGACCGAAUAGCCAACCCGGGCUAGCCCCAGACCCAAUAAACGCCCUACAGAACCUUGCCUCCCAGGGAACCAGAAACCAGAUGAUGAACAUGGGACAGGGACAAAUGCAACAACAAGGUGUAAUGGGUCCUAAUCCAGGGAUGGCCGGACUGCAAGCCCAGAUUGGACAACAAGGUCCAAUUGUAUCACAAGGUGGUCCACAGUCUCAAGCGGCAACUAAUCUGCUUCAAACAUUGACUCAAAGACCACAAUUGAACAUGCAGCAGAUGCAGAACAAGUUGAACAUGGGUAUGGUACCAAACCAGAAUCAGAUGGGCAACAACAUGGUGUCAAUGGGUGGUAUGGGCAAUCCAAUGGGCAGUCAGUUGCAGAACCAGCUGGCGGGGCCCGGUAUGCAGGGCCAGAUGAUGCCCAACAUGUCCAUGUCCAACAACAUGCAGGUGCCCAUGUCAGGCGCCAGCACCAUGGUGGGUCAGAUGCAGUGCAACCAAGUUGUUGGAGGCAUGGGCGGACAGAUGGCGCCAAAUGCGAUGCAAGGACAGAUGUCGAGACAAAUGGUGGGCGGUAUGACCAACAACCAAAUGGUGAACAUGAACAUGCUGCACAUGCAGGGGCGUGUGGGCGCCAAAGGGGAGGUGGUGGGCGGCAUGAUGGGCGCCGCAUACGCUCCGGCCAAUGCGCCGCCACACAACCAGUUCCUGCGCCAGAGCCCCUCGCCUUCCGCCUCCUCGCCCAACAUGGGCGGACCUAGUCCAGUCCCAAUGGGUACUAGCGUGCUGGGCGGGGCUCUGGCGUCGCCGAUGUCCUCACUGGGUGCGAUGGGCGCGUGCAACGGUGUCGGAAGCCCGUCGCCCUCUGCGCCCGCGCAUCUGCCGCACCAUCCCACACAACAGCAGCGCGGCGUGGGCGUGGGCGUGGGCAUGGGCAUGGCGGCGUCGCCUUCACCGUCGUCGUCACUGAACACACCGGCGGGCGUGGGCGGCGGCGGCGUGGCGUCUCCGGGCGGGGAGGAGGCGGUGUACCGGGAGAAGGUGCGCCAGCUCUCCAAGUACAUCGAGCCGCUGCGUCGCAUGGUGCAGCGCAUGGUCAACGAGGGCGAGAAUGUGGAGAAACUGACAAAAAUGAAGAACCUACUGGACAUCCUGUCAAACCCAAACAAGCGGAUGCCGUUGGAGACGUUGAUAAAGUGUGAAGUUGUGCUGGAGAAGUUGGACUUCAAGCGCAGUGAGACUGUGUGCGUCAUCCUGCCGCCCGCCGGCACUGGCAAGCACGAGCAAAUCUUCAACCCUCUGCUGGAGGUGAUCAACAACUGUCUCCUGUCCCCGGUCUCCAACCACACGCUGAAGCGCACCUUCGGACACACUCUGGACGCACUCAAUGGACCUGAGAUAAAGAAUCUACCUCCACCACAUAAAAUGCCUAAAGUAGAGGAGCCGACGAUGGAAAUACCAGACGUUCUACAAGGAGAAAUAGCGAGACUAGAUUCCAGAUUUAAGGUGUCUCUGGAGACGAUGCAGCUGUCAGGCGGCAGCGGCGCGAUCGCGCUCGUCGCCCAGCUGGACGACGUGCGUCUGCCGUGCGUGCCCGCAGUGCACGUGGCCGUGCCCCGCGACUACCCCGCGCACGCGCCCUCGCGCCUACGUCCGCGCGCGCCCAGACCCGACGCCCACCGCGCCUUCCUCGCCCAGGUCGACCGCAACAUGGACGCACGCUGCGCGAGAUUACCGAAGAGCUGUUCGGUGGGGCAGCUGCUGGAUGCUUGGGAAAUGAGUGUGCGGCAAGCCUGCGCGCCCAGCCCCGUCGCCUACACGCCAGUGCCCGCGCUCGGUCUGUGAGCUUUCUGCGCCCAACCAUGUCGCCUACACGACCAUGCCUACCCUCGGAUUGUGAGCAUUCUACGCCCAGUCCCGUCGCCUACGCGCUAUGCCUGAGCAUUUUCUACUCUAAGAGCCCCGCAAUAAGGUUCACUGUCGGUUACGCUCUACAUGAACGUAUCUACGACACAUCUCGUACUAAAAUAGACCAUGUCUCUAAGCAGAAAGGUUGAUAUUAGAUUGUUACGAAAUCUGAAAUACUGCAAUACAUAAUGAUGUAAAUAUUUUUAAUUUUAAGAUUUAUAUUUCACUGCUGAACUGUCCCUUAGUGAUCAAUUAACGACUGAGUGAAACAGACUUGAGUAUGUUUUAAUUAAUUAAAGAUUUUGUUUAUUGUCAACAUAAAGCAACAAAUUAUUAAUUGAUAAAAUAAUUUAAAUAGAAAUAGGACAAGAAUGGUGUUAAGUUGAUCCGGUAACGGGAGAUAAAAACAGAAAUGUUUUACCACGACUUCAGCAUUUGCUGAACGUGCUCUUAUUUGUUGAUUUCAACAUUUGUUACUGGUUCUAGGAAACUUAAAAUCAAUGGCUGAAUGAAUGUCAAAGUUACACUAAAAGGCCUUUAAAAAAUCCUAAUGUUUUAUUUUUUACAUUGCUUUUGCUAUGACUUUUAGUCAAGUAUAUAAGAGGCAAUUUUUACCUCUGAUUUAUUUGUACCAUUUGAUUUAUUUGUUUCUCUCGUGACAGUAUUGCCAAGUGAACCUAGAUUAUUUCCUCAUCGUGGAAGCUGGACAUUUAGGUUGUGUUUGUAAUCCAGUCAUUUGGCCAAUCGUAAUUACAAAAUGUUUGACUUUUUCAAAACGUUACAUUGUCAUUCUUUUACAUUUUCACAAAUUGUGAAUAAGAAAUUAUAAGGACGAUUGUAUUGCGGGCAAAUAGUAAAAAUAACUAUAUACAGUAAUGGAUUUUAUUUCUAGUGUAAUCUCCUUUGUGUUGUUCUGGAUUGUUUUUGUAACUGCACGAAAAAAAUUACCAACAUUUUUCAAUAUUUUUUUUAUGGAUAAAACAUUUAUUUACAGCCGUGAUAUAAAUCUGUGAUAAGUUUGAAAUAUUACAUCAUUAUUACAAAUGAUUAAGUUUCCCCGCUUUUUGUUUAAUUAUAUUUUAGUUGCAACAAUUAUAGGAUUAUUUUAAUGCAUCUACUUUAUAUAUUAAGUGUCGAUGGAAAGUUAUUAGUUGUGCAAUGAAUGAAAUGAACUAUAGUAUAGUUUGAUGAAUAAAAAUAAAAUAUUUGAUGAUAUCUUGUUUGUGUCAAUGACAGAAAAGUAAAAAAAAAAUGAACGAAAAAGGUUGAACUAUAAAGCUCGGUGCACGCUGGCCGCACCGAGCCGGUGUUGCCGCAAUGAUUAUGAAAAAGUUUUAUAAAUUGAAAAACAUAAUUAAUAAGGUUUUACUUAUGUUGUAGCAAAAUGUAAUUCUUAAAUAAGACUACUAGUGUUGUAUUGUAAUAGUUUUUCUCCAUACAUAUGUUCAUUAGUGACGUCACAAAUUUCAUUAUUGAGUUCCCAUUUAAUGUAUGAACGAUUUUCUUCCGAACAAUCAGCAAUUUCCAUCUUUUGUAAUAUACGUAUCUGCGAUUGUAAAUAUUGAUUAAGGCAGAUAUUCAAAUGUUGUGUGAAUACAAAAUAAAUAUUUAUUUUAUUAUAUUACAUUUUAAAUUGUAUG